Messenger RNA from Cannabis sativa, 1205 nucleotides. RefSeq lists its product as uncharacterized. Lineage: Eukaryota; Viridiplantae; Streptophyta; Magnoliopsida; Rosales; Cannabaceae. The coding region runs from base 85 to 882 and encodes 265 amino acids. The transcript is spliced from 6 exons. Gene Ontology annotation, biological process: transcription by RNA polymerase II; transcription initiation at RNA polymerase II promoter. The record is from RefSeq and is a predicted model, not a curated record. Gene Ontology annotation, cellular component: transcription factor TFIIF complex.
CGUCUUAUUUAUAUUUAUAUUUAUAUUUAUAUUUAUAUAUAUUUGUGUGUGUGAAGGGGUAAAGAAAAGACUAAAGAGUGGGAAAUGGAAGAGAAGAAGAAGCAGAAGGAGGGUGGGAAGGAGCAGGUGGAGACCACCAGAGCCGACAGGGCUGUCUGGCUCUUGAAGUGUCCUCCCCUCGUUUCGUGCUCUCUUCGUUCCUCCAACAACGAUCAUCCUUCUCCUUCUCUCGCCAAGGUCAUCGUCUCCAUCGACCCUCUCCAUUCCAAUGACGACUCUGCUUCUCCUCAGUUCACCAUGGAAUUGGCUGGUGCAGAAUCUGGCAAUAUACCGAAGCGUUUCUCUAUGGAAAUGUCCAAAGAUUUGAUUCCAAUGGCAGUAUUCUCGGAGUCUUCGCAAGGAAAGAUUUCAAUGGAGGGGAAGAUACUAAACAAAUUUGACAUGAAGCCCCAUCCUGAGAACCUUGAGAGCUAUCGGAAGCUAUGCCGCGAACGGACUCAAAAAUAUAUGACUAAGACUAGAAAGAUUCAGGUGAUUGAGAAUGACAAUGGAGCUCGAAUGAGGCCUAUGCCAGGAAUGAUGGGAUUUAUUGUUUCUGGACCUGAUAAGAAGAAAACGCCAACCAAGGGAUCUGAAAUGAAAAGAACGAGGAGGGACCGAGGAGAAAUGGAAGAGAUUAUGUUUAAGCUGUUUGAGAGGCAACCAAAUUGGACUUUAAAACAACUGAUUCAAGAGACAGACCAACCUGAACAAUUUGUGAAAGACUUACUGAAAGAUCUGUGUGUGUACAACAACAAAGGAGCAAAUCAAGGAACGUACGAGCUGAGACCAGAAUACAAGAAACUGAGCGAUGAGACAAGUACCAGUACCAAAUUAUCAUGACUUCAUGACUAUAUAUAUAUAAUAAGGGCGAAGCCUUUUAUUACUAUAAUUCCUGCUUUUUUUUUUCAUUUAGUCAGAUUCUACUAACACAGUGAUUUCUUUUUCCCAAAAUUAUAAGUGCAACAUGUCCUAUACAUACCAUGUAAGGCAGAGGCAGAGGCUUCUUCACUUUCUUUGGUUAAACUUUUAGAUAGAGAUAUUGUCUGAUUUGUUCUUACAUGUUUGCACUUGUUCUUGUAUAUAUAUUAUAUGCUUUUCAGUCUUUUCAUUUAAGCAUGAUUAAGCAUAGUCUUUUUUUGGGGAAUUGUAAUUAUUCUUUGCAA